Phalacrocorax carbo (great cormorant) is the source of this 3802-nucleotide messenger RNA. The record is from RefSeq and is a predicted model, not a curated record. Lineage: Eukaryota; Metazoa; Chordata; Aves; Suliformes; Phalacrocoracidae.
UAAGGGGCUUUCUAUGGCUAUAGACUACAAGGACAAAUAGCACCCCCAAACCCCAGAGCUCAGUUAUGAAGCUGCUCGUGGGGAGAAGAUGGAAGGAGAGAUUUCGAUCUAAAGGAGAUGAGCUGAGCUGAAGGCAUUGCUCCAUCCUUCCCAAACAGGCAGAAAAAUGUAAUCGGAGGAGCUGACAAGCUGAGCAGCCUGCCAGCGCUGGCACCCUGCGUCCUGCACAGGCUCCCACCGCCUCGGGCAUCUCUUCCUUUCCCCCUUUGCCUCCUGCAAGAUUUAAGCCUUUCAUUUGCAAUCUCGACUCCUGACAAUCCUUGUCAAUAAAUGAGGGAGCAUAAUGCUGAACAGCAUCACCGAUGGGCUCCUGUGCUGCCUGAUGGGCAAGACGACAAACGCCGUGGGGCCGCUGGACAGCGUUGAGUCCAGCAACGGCUACAGCUUCAUGGAGGUGAAGCCAGGGAGGAUCCUGCGGAUCAGGCACAGCACACCCAACCGCCCGACCUUGGAGGGGCCCGAGGAGACCCAGCCCGGGGGGCCGGAGCGGGGCACGGUGCACUGCAAGCGCAAGAUCACCGUCUACCGCAACGGGCAGCUGGUGAUCGAGAACCUGGGCGACGCCGUCCGCUCCGAGAUCCUGCACUGCCAGAACAGCUCGGGGGAACCCAACAGCACCGUGGAGCUGGAGCUCUCCGACGUGGCCGGCCAAGCUCCCGCCCAGGGUCCUGCCGGCGCGCCGGGAUGCGGCACACGGGAAGCAGCCGCUGGCCCCGGCAAGCGACGGAAGCGUAAACCCAAGAAAGUCGUCAACAUCGACUGCAAGAAGCAGAUCACGAGCUGCAAAGGGACACACAGCGACGUGGUCCUCUUCUUCAUCCACGGCGUGGGCGGCUCGCUGGACAUCUGGAAGGAGCAGCUGGACUUCUUUACCAAGCUGGGCUACGAAGUGGUGGCUCCCGACCUGGCCGGCCACGGCUGCAGCUCGGCUCCCCAAAUUGCCGCUGCGUACACCUUCUACGCGCUGGCAGAGGACAUGAGGGCCGUCUUCAAGCGCUAUGCGAAGAAGAGGAAUAUCUUGAUAGGACACUCGUAUGGGGUGUCCUUCUGCACCUUCCUCGCCCACGAGUACCCAGACCUGGUCCAUAAGGUGAUCAUGAUCAAUGGAGGGGGCCCGACAGCGCUGGAGCCCAGCCUCUGCUCCAUCUUCAACAUGCCCACCUGCGUGUUGCACUGCCUGUCCCCGUGCCUGGCCUGGAGCUUCCUCAAGGCUGGCUUUGCUCGCCAGGGUGCCAAAGAGAAGCAGCUGCUGAAGGAAGGCAACGCCUUCAACGUGUCCUCCUUCGUGCUGCGCGCCAUGAUGAGCGGGCAGUACUGGCCGGAGGGGGACGAGGUUUACCACGCGGAGCUGGCCGUACCCGUGCUCCUCGUCCACGGCAUGCACGACAAGUUCGUCCCGGUGGAGGAGGACCAGCGAAUGGCCGAGAUCCUGCUGAUCGCCUUCCUGAAGGUGAUCGACGAGGGCAGCCACAUGGUGAUGAUGGAGUGUCCCGAGACGGUGAACACGCUGCUCCACGAGUUCGUCCUGUGGGAGCCUGAGACGCCAGCUGGGGACGUGCAAGAGGAGAAGAAAUAAGGCGGCGGGACGCGGUGACCGGGCUGCUCCGAUGGGAGAGAUGUUUCGGAGCGGAGAGGGGUUUGUGAGAGCGGAGGGGUGCAGCGGAGGCUGCCCUCACCGGGAGCUCUGCCGAUUUUCUUUCCCGGCCGCAUCGAAGGCUGGUGGUGGAGCGCGGAGGCUCCCCUGGGCAGGGGUCCGUGGGGCCGGUGGCAGGAACACGGCAGACCUGGUCCCCGUCCCCUCAGGGAUGGCAUGGCAGCUGCUGGAGCAUCUUCAUCCUGUUUCUUUGUAGUAUUAUUUUCCUCACGCAGUGACCCCCUAGGGACAGAGAGGAGGCAGCUGGGGGGAGACUGGUCCCACCUACAGCAAAAUGGGAAGAACUCGGAGGCAUUCCUUCAGGGAGAGUGUGUCGGCUCCGGCACCUUCCUGGCCAGGGCCAGAGAAGCUGAGCUGGGAUUGCUUUAAGAAGCCAAAGGCUCCUUGGCCUCAAGCAGCGGGAUUUUACUCUCUGAGCCCUGCAGCACGUCACUCGAGCCAUCUGUGGGGCUGGGAGAAUGGGACCACCAUUAUUGCCAGCAGCCUUGGACGUGGCGUCCAACAGCUCCUGCCUGGCGCUGGUGAGGGUCUGCCUGCACAGCUCGUCUCUGCCUGGCCAGAUGAUGAGGAUGAGGAGGUGACCUGCUCCCAUAGGCACUGUCAGAAGGACUGUCAGCUCCCCCGCCGUGGUGGGACUGGCAUGGCUGUGGUGGGGAGGACAACACCAAAUCCGAGCUUUCCUGUGGUCCCUGGUGCCACCGUCUGUGCAGUCACGUCCCCAACCACCAUCGCUUUAGGUACCGCAGCGCUGGCUUCUGCAGAGCCCUCUGCUUCCCUCCCGCUGCCGCAUCCUCGAGAUGCUUGGAGCCAUCACCACCACACAGUGACUCCUGCGGCACCCGAUCCGCUUGCCCUUCCCGGUUUCCAGCUCCUCCAAGACUCCGGGACCCACCACCCCCUCCUGGACUACGUCCCUGCCGGGAUCGUACCCACCCCUCAUGCACCGGGGGACCAGCGAUACACCAUCACGUUGCCACCGUGUCCAGCCUUGCCAACAGCUCCUGUAUGGAUUUGCGGGGUCUCAGAGCAACGUGGGAGCAACAAAGCAAACCACGACGGUCUGCUCGUUACCUGCUGACACCAUUCUGUACAUAACCCACCGGUCCCAUCAUCUCCUCCCCUCUGCGCUUCGCAUCCCACUGCCAGGAGCCGGGCAGGACCGAGAAGGUACAUAAGAAGUGUCGAACAGGGACCUGGGCACCUUCGUGGGGUCUGGGGGCUCCCAGCCGUGCCGGGAUGGGUGGGAGCCUGAGCGAGCCGGGAGGAUGCUGUGGCUCAGGGGGUGGCCCCAGCCUCCCCGCUACCACAGAGAGCGGAGCCGCUCCCUGCUUUUGUUUCCCUCUUAUUUCCCCCCAUCUAAACCAAAGAAACAACCAAUCCCACGGAAACCUCACCCUUGGCCCACAUCCCACCCAGCCCCACCUCGCCCCGAACGGCGCCGAGGCACCCCAGCUUGGCUCGAGGGGCUGCUGGCUGCGCAGGGCGGCGCCGACCGGAGCUGGCGCCCACCCGCAACACGCCUUCCCCAAGGCUGAGCCCACCUUACUCCCCAAAUUGAGCGAGGUAGAAGAGGAAGGGUCCUUUGGAGCCUGCCCCAGUGUGACAGGGACCCCGUGGUGAGUGUCCCCAGGCAGCCCCGCUCCGUCCCAGCACCGGGACAGAGCUGCCCCUCUGCCAGCGCCUGCCCCUGCCCGCUGCUGCCGCAACCUGUCUCAUAAUGAGAAUUUUAAUGACCCUGGGUUCAAAUAGUUUCCACAAGCCUUCCCCUGCAACACUCCUCCCCACCCCAUCCUGGCCAGGGGAGGCCCCACAGCACGGCCGGGGUCUGCAACGAGGGUACCCAGAAAUAUAACCGUACCCCCAAAACGCGGCUCUGCCCCCGCCGCGACCCCCCCAGCCAGCUCCAGGCGCCCAUCGGUGCCCGGCUGCGGGCCACGGCUCUUCGACCUCUGUUUGCCACGGAGUCUGUGUCGCUUGUACCCACAUCGUUUGUGCUGAGGCCAAGGCAAACCACGCACCGUAACCCCGCCGCUGAGCCACGCGCCGUGUUAGUGCCAUUUCAUACAGUAAAGCCGUGUUAUAUUCUCA